Melopsittacus undulatus (budgerigar) is the source of this 3242-nucleotide messenger RNA. It is a transcript of the gene SLC35A5, whose product is annotated as solute carrier family 35 member A5. NCBI's taxonomy places the organism in Eukaryota, Metazoa, Chordata, Aves, Psittaciformes, Psittaculidae. The record is from RefSeq and is a predicted model, not a curated record. Gene Ontology annotation, cellular component: Golgi membrane. The coding region runs from base 349 to 1644 and encodes 431 amino acids. Gene Ontology annotation, biological process: pyrimidine nucleotide-sugar transmembrane transport. Gene Ontology annotation, molecular function: pyrimidine nucleotide-sugar transmembrane transporter activity. The transcript has 7 exons.
GGCGGGCAGCGCUCUGGGUUGCCGGAGAGCUUGGUGCGGGCCGCUGAGGUGCUUGCUGGCCGUGAGGUGUGGCUCUGAGGCAGCUGGUGAUGGGCGCUGCGGGCGUGCAGCGCAGGUAAAGAGUGUGUGAGCACCGGCCGCUGCUGCCACCGCCUCGGAACCCGGCUCGUCCCACGCGGCUGCGACCCCACUCCUGACUGCAGCCCUGCGCCGACCUGAGGCAGAGACGUGGCAGCCGGCGGUCCGCAAAGCCAGGCGAGGGGUCCUUUAGCGGGGGGCUGCGCUCUGCGGCGCUUGCUGGCCGCGUUCUCGCCGCCGUUGCGAGGGUAUUGACAGCAAGACAGCAGAAUGAAGGCCAAGUGCUGUAGUCGAGUUGUGCUUUGCUCCAAGACAACCAUCUAUACUUUUCUGCUUGGAGGCGUGUUUAUUGCAUUGGGCUCAAGUCGAAUCCUCCUGAUGAAGUAUUCUGCCAAUGAAGAUAACAAAUACGAUUAUCUUCCUACAACAGUGAACAUAUGUUCUGAAGUAGUAAAAUUGGUCCUGUGUUUGGUAUUGGCACUAUGGGUUAAGAAAAAAGAGGGUUGUUUGGAUCAUCCCUUUGAAUGUCUUUCCUGGAAGAAUUUUUGUAAUUCCAUGAAAUGGUCAAUUCCUGCCUUUCUCUACUUUUUGGAUAACUUGAUUGUCUUCUACGUACUGUCCUACCUCCAGCCGGCAAUGGCUGUACUCUUUUCAAAUUUUGUCAUUAUAACAACAGCUCUUCUCUUCAGGAUAGUUCUAAAGCGAAAAAUCUCUUGGGUACAGUGGGCAUCUCUGGUGAUAUUAUUCCUGUCCAUCGUUGCCCUGACUCUAGGAACUGGAGGCCAUCAGCAAAGCUUGGCCGCACAUGGAUUCCAUCAUAGUAUGUUUUUUAGUCCAUCUAACCACUGCCUCCUCUAUGCCGGACCUGAGGAAGCAUGCCUGGAAAAGGGCAACUGCAUAACACCAAGUUUCCUUCCCAACUUCCAUUGGAAUGUCACCAGUACCAUGGCAGGAGCAUUGAAACCUCUUCGCCUCAGCUUGGCCCAUCUGCUUAUUCUGGUGCAGUGUUUCAUUUCUGCCCUGGCUAACAUCUACAAUGAAAAGAUCUUGAAAGAUGGGGAUCAGCUUGCUGAAAGCAUCUUCACGCAGAACAGCAAACUGUAUGCCUUUGGGGUGCUGUUCAAUGGGCUUAUGCUGGGACUGCAGACUAAGGACAGGAAGCAGAUAGGGAAUUGUGGCUUCUUUUAUGGGCACAACAUCUUCUCAGUGGCUCUAAUAUUUGUCACAGCUUUCCUUGGACUGUCUGUAGCCUUCAUCUUGAAGUUCCGAGACAACAUGUUCCAUGUUAUGACUGCUCAGAUCACCACUGUCAUCAUUACCACCGUCUCUUUUAUCAUCUUUGACUUCAGGCCUUCUCUGGAGUUCUUUUUGGAAGCUCCUGUAGUACUUCUCUCUAUAUUCAUCUAUAAUGCCAGUAAACCAAGAGGCCUGGAAUAUGCUACUCUGCGGGAAAGGGGCAAACUCAUCAAAGGAGAUGCAUGGGAGAGGUCAAGCGGGGAUGGAGAAGAAUUUGAGAGGUUGAACAGACCAAACAGUGACAUCGAUACAGAUGAAGAUUCCCUCUAGUGUUAGGCUGGCUCAGAGGAGUUCUAUUACUCAUAGUGAAAGAAUUUUAACAUUUUAUUAACACAGAGAACGGUCAUUUUUCCCCACUUGCAAUUGAAACUAUUUUGCAGCUGAAUAUCAGAGAUGAAUGAGGAAAACAUUAGAGUUUAUUAGCUGUAUGUAUGGAGCAUUGUAUUGUCUCUUCCUGUGCAUGUAAAUCAGAAGUUCAAAAUCUGCUGAAAGAAACAAAAUUUGUAAUUGAUGCAAACAAGAAGAGGCCUACACUCUAGACUCAGUGGUCUGGGUGACAUGUGCUUUAUUAUGGAAGGCAGUCCUGGACUCUUAACUGUAUAUCUUUCACAACUUUGGUUGACUGUCCUGAGUCUGCAACUUCCUGUAUGAAUUCCUUGGUUAGCAAAGCAGAGAUAAAACUGUUGUCUACCUUGCAGCAGUGAUAUAAGCAUUGAUUAAUGUUUCUGCUGUAUCUUUCAGUGUACAAAUUCUCCAGUAAGUUUUCUUUUCAGGACUGAAGAUGUUACUAGUAACCUCGUAAAUACGGAGGCAUAUUGACUAGUUUAUUGUGUUUUUGCAAUUCAGGUUGUUAUAUCCCUAGCUGAGUAAAAGAGCCCCUCUGAACCAAUCUCAUCAAACUUUCAGUUGAAAAUGUAUAAUCAAAUAAUUUGGGUUAAGGGUAUGUUGAUCUGUCAAAAAUGCAGAUCUCUAUAGAGUGUGAUUUGAGUUUGAAUGGUCUUAAUUCUGUCUUCAUUCCUGUCUUUACAUCAGCGUAACUGUACUGACUCCUGUGGAGUCCUUUCAUUCUGAUUUUCUCUGAUAUGACUGAGAGCAGAAUAGAUUUCACUGACUUCAGCCACUAGUUCUCACAUUUCAGCGUGAGAUUCUUGUGUGCCUGUCUCCCAGUGUCUGGGGAAAUGGAAAUCUGCAAUGCCUUUGUAGAAGAUAGUGAAUUUACAUGCAGCUUAUGUGGCCUAACUUUGAAAGAGCUUGAAUAAAACAAAAGUGUGUUAUACAGUAUAAAUGCAUCAUGGGGUCUCUUUUUUGUGUUUAGAAAUGCUAUGUGUAGAGGCAUUAGUUUGCACAGAUGCCACUACUGAAAACUUGAUAUUAUGCAGCUACAGUGAUGCUUUUCAACAUCUGGAGCACUGAGCAAGAGGGUGCAUGUGAUAGUAUCAUUUAGUGUUGCACUACCCUGUCAGACUGUAUUUAUUUUGCAGAGAAAGAAGUCAUUCUGCAGAGUGCCAGGCAUAGUGGUCUCAAGAUCAUUGUUAAGGUGUGUCUGCUGGAUUGCAUUUUGAGUGAGAUGAAAAAUAGGUUCCAAAUAAUUUAGAGAACUUUAAAAGGGGGAAGCAAACAGGGAUGCAGAUAGGAGAUUCUUGGUAUGUUCUUAAAUACUAUUUUUUCAGAACAGUGAAAAAGAUGCUGGUUUAUAAUUUUCUCCCUUCCAAAAUGCAUAGUUCAUAGUUGAAAGAUACUGUGAAAAGAAUUCUUCAGAAAGAUAAGCAAUGAGUUCAGUGUCAAAGCCUCAUACCACAGUGUAUAGUAAUCACUUAGUGAUGCAUUUCUCUGUGGACUGUAGACAGUCCUGCCUUUGUUCCCCUCUG